AUGGUAGAUGAGGAAGGCAAUAUCAUCAGCAUUCUAGAUUGGGAAUGGGCAUACGUCACAACGAAAGAAGAGGCUUUCUCGACGCCUAAAAUCUUCAAUCAAGAUUACGAGUGGAUGCGGAUGGGUGAUAAUUCCCUUCGUGAAGCAGAGAAGAUUUUGAUCGAAUGCUAUUUGCGUCAUGAAAGGUCUGAUCUUGCGGAUUGUGUCCGGCGUGGUAAGCUGUAUGCUCGCUUAGAGGGAAUUGGAAAUUACGACCCGUUAUGUGUGAAGAAAGGGUUUAGAGAAGUAUUUGGUGAUGAUAUCCCGGACGAUUUCCAUCGUCCCGACGAUGACGUAGAUUGGAGGAUAUACAUGAUGAAGCGCUACGAGAACCAUGAAGGAUUGCAGAAGGUUAUGGAGGAUUAUGAAUGGUCGAUAGAGCGAGCAGAAAAUGAAAAGGAGAAAUGGCGUAUCACACAAGUGGAGAUUGAGGCGGAGAGGAAGAAGUGGAUGGUGGAAGAAGAGGAGAAAAUGAAGAAAAGGUUCGAGGAGAUGAAGAAAGCAUACUAUCAAGAGAAAGCGGGAAAUGCCGAGUCUGGUGCGCAGAAAGUGAAAUGA
Molecule: messenger RNA, 597 nt
Organism: Kwoniella mangroviensis CBS 8507
Lineage: Eukaryota; Fungi; Basidiomycota; Tremellomycetes; Tremellales; Cryptococcaceae
Exons: 2
Coding region: 1-597 (198 amino acids)
Source: RefSeq, a predicted model, not a curated record